This is a messenger RNA of Hyphopichia burtonii NRRL Y-1933, 483 nucleotides long. Its product is annotated as 60S ribosomal protein eL34. The transcript has 2 exons. The coding region runs from base 1 to 372 and encodes 123 amino acids. Gene Ontology annotation, biological process: translation. Gene Ontology annotation, molecular function: structural constituent of ribosome. Gene Ontology annotation, cellular component: ribosome. The record is from RefSeq and is a predicted model, not a curated record. Lineage: Eukaryota; Fungi; Ascomycota; Pichiomycetes; Serinales; Debaryomycetaceae.
AUGGCUCAACGUGUUACUUACAGAAGAAGAAAUCCAUACAACACCAGAUCUAACAAGAUCAAGGUCGUUAAAACCCCAGGUGGUAAAUUAGUUGCCCAACACUUAAAAAAACAAGCUACCAGACCAAAAUGUGGUGACUGUGGUAACGUUUUAGCCGGUAUCUCUACUUUAAGACCAAGAGAAUACGCUUCCGUUUCUAAAACUCACAAAACCGUUCAAAGAGCUUACGGUGGUUCCAGAUGUGCCAACUGUGUCAAAGAAAGAAUUGUCAGAGCUUUCUUAAUUGAAGAACAAAAGAUCGUUAAAAGAGUCUUAAAAGAACAACAAGAAAAAGAAAAGAAAGCUUCUUCUAAAAAAACCGGUAAAAAAUAAACUAUUUAACUUAGGAAUCUAAAUAAAUAAUUGUAAUAUUUAAUCACUUUGGUUAGUUGUUAUGAUGACUUCUAUGUAAAUUUUUUAUCGUUUUUCUAAUACACAACUCAU